Solanum pennellii is the source of this 1257-nucleotide messenger RNA. RefSeq names its product 2-oxoglutarate-dependent dioxygenase DAO-like. The transcript is spliced from 3 exons. The record is from RefSeq and is a predicted model, not a curated record. Gene Ontology annotation, molecular function: indole-3-acetaldehyde oxidase activity; dioxygenase activity. The coding region runs from base 72 to 977 and encodes 301 amino acids. Gene Ontology annotation, biological process: auxin catabolic process. Lineage: Eukaryota; Viridiplantae; Streptophyta; Magnoliopsida; Solanales; Solanaceae.
AAGAAGACUUCAACAAAUAAACUCCAGGUUCCAAUAAAAAACUAAGUUAAGAGCAAGAGCAAAAACACAAAAUGGAGAGUGAAAAUUCAGUGCCAGUAAUUGAUUUAGAGGAUUUUCCAAGGCAAUCAUCUAAGUUAAUUUGGGCAUGUGAGGAAUGGGGUUGUUUCAGAAUUUUGAACCAUGAUAAAAUCCUUCCAGUUUCACUCAUGGCAGAGAUGAAGGAAGUGGUGAGGGCAUUGUUUGAUCUUCCAACUGAAAUCAAGAAACGCAACAAAGAUGUAAUUGCAGGAUCUGGGUAUAUGGCUCCUAGUGAAAGAAACCCUCUUUAUGAAGCUUUGGGUCUCUAUGAUAUGUCUUGCCCUGAAGAUGUAGAUGAGUUUUGUACUCAGUUGGAUGCAUCUCCACACCAAAGAGAGACAAUCAAGAAGUAUGCUGCAGCAAUUAAUGGACUAAUGAUGGACAUUCUGCGAAAGAUGAGUGAAGGAUUGGGACUGCGAAAUGUUUCGUUUGAGGAUUGGCCUUGUCAGUUUAGGAUUAACAAGUACCACUUCACCCCAGAAGCUGUAGGUUCCUAUGGGGUUCAGAUACACACCGACUCAGGAUUCCUUACUAUUCUACAGGAUGAUGAAUGCGUUGGUGGUCUCGAGGUCAUGAAGAAGUCUGGUGAAUUUGUAGCAGUUGAUCCUUGGCCAAACACCCUCCUUGUGAAUCUUGGAGACAUAGGCACGGUAUGGAGCAAUGGAAGAUUAUACUCCGUCAAGCAUAGAGUGAUAUGCAAGGAAGCAAAACUACGAGUGUCUAUUGCUUCAUUCCUCUUGGGACCAAGGGAUACGGCCGUGGAACCACCACCUGAGCUGGUAAAUGCUGAACACCCCCGCAUCUAUGUUCCUUUCACUUUCAAUGAUUAUAGGAAGCUCCGUUUAUCGACAAAGUUGCAGGCAGGGGAAGCUCUUGAUCUUAUGCGAACUAACCUGUAAAACUUUGGAAAGCAUCUCAGGUCCUCCAUUAUAUUGAUUUACAGAAAUGAUCUUGAAAGUAAGAAAGAUAAUAUAUCUUAGGGGGAUUUCAUCAUUUAUAUAUCGUCAUAUGUGUGGUGGAGCAAUAAAAUCAUAUGUGCAUACAUCAAUUUUUUAGAUGGAAAUUAUUUGGUUCUUGAUCCCGAACCAAUUGUGAUAGGAGAACCUUGUUGGCUUGAUGCAUAUACGUUAAAUUAACUCAUCUCAUACGAAAUUUUAUUUGAGAGAUUUGUUCUCAUAA